UGGCAGGUCAGAGCUACACGGUCGGUUUUGUUGCGCGCUCAGGAAGCGUGUAAAUGCAAAGCGCUCUAAAAAUAAUACACUUUCAGCGAGUGUCGUUUUUAUUUUAUUUCAUUUUUUCCAACGCGCAUCAGCGUGUAGAGUAAAAGUAUUGCAGGAGAGCAGAACUACAGUCAGCGCAAGAUGUUUGCCGGGUUGCCUGAGCUCGGGAUUUCCAAUGGCGAAGAUCUGAAGGAAACUUUGACGAACUGCACUGAGCCUCUGAAAGCUAUUGACCAGUUUCAGACGGAGAAUGGUAUAUUGUUACCGACGCUGCAGUCUGCGCUUCCUUUCCUUGAUCUUCACGGCACUCCUCGCCUGGAGUUUCACCAGUCUGUGUUUGACGAGCUCCGGGAGAAGCUGAUGGAGCGAGUUGCUGUCAUUGCUGAAGGCAAAGAUGAGGACAGAUACCACAAGCUGGAGGAACUUCUAGACAAGAGCUUUCCGCUGGUCAAAAUGCCGUCCAUUCAGCCGGUGGUCAUGCAGGUUAUGAAACAUUUACCAAAGGUUCCAGAGAAGAAGCUGAAGCAGGUGAUGGCUGAUAAGGAGCUGUAUAAAGUCUGUGCCGUGGAGGUAAAGAGGCAGAUCUGGCAAGAUAACCAGGCUCUGUUUGGUGAUGAGGUCUCUCCUUUGCUCAAGCAGUACAUUGUGGAGAAAGAGUCUGCGCUCUUCAGCAGCGACCUCUCCUUCCUGCAUAACUUCUUCAGCCCUUCUCCUAAAACCCGGCGACAGGGAGAGGUUGUACAAAAGCUCACCCAGAUGAUCGGGAAGAACGUCAAGCUGUACGACAUGGUGCUGCAAUUCCUCAGGACACUUUUCCUGCGCACACGGAACGUGCACUACUGCACCCUGCGCGCCGAGCUCCUCAUGUCCCUGCACGAUCUGGACGUCAGCGAGAUCUGCUCCGUCGACCCCUGCCACAAGUUCACCUGGUGCUUGGACGCCUGCAUCAGAGAAAAGUUUGUUGAUGCCAAGCGUGCCCGAGAGCUGCAGGGUUUCUUGGACAGUAUGAAGAAAGGCCAGGAGCAAGUGCUGGGGGACCUCUCUAUGAUCCUGUGUGAUCCGUUUGCAAGUAACACACUUGUCCUGAGCACAGUGAGGAACCUGCAGGAGCUGCUCAGCCAGGAUGCCCUGCCCAGAGAGAGUCCAGACCUACUGCUACUCCUCAGGAUGCUCUGUCUCGGUCAGGGAGCCUGGGACAUGAUUGACAGUCAAGUGUUCAAAGAGCCACGCCUGGAAUUGGAAGUUGUUACACGUUUCCUGCCAGCAAUGAUGUCCAUAGUGGUGGACGAUUACACAUUCACUGUAGAACAGAAGCUCCCCAGUGAAGAGAAGAGCUCCCUCACUUACCCCAAUACCCUCCCUGACACCUUCACCAGAUAUCUGCAGGAAAACAGAGUUGCGUGUGAGAUGGGUCUGUAUUAUGUUCUCCAUAUCGCUAAGCAGAGGAAUAAGAAUGCUCUACAGAGGUUGCUUCCUGCUCUGGUUGAGACAUACAAUGAUAUGGCAUUUGGAGACAUUUUUCUUCAUCUCCUUACCGGCCAUGUGACUCUUCUAUCUGAUGAGUUCGGCAACGAGGAGUUCUGCACGUCUGUCUUUGACAACUUCCUGCUCACAUCCUCCUCCAGCAAGGAGAAUGUGCACAGACACACACUACGCUUGUUGAACCAUCUUCACCAGAAAGUGCACUCAUCCUCCAUGGAAGCACUGAUGAAAACACUCGAGCCACCCAAGCAGAGCAGUGAGCCGUUAAAAGAGCUCUACACACAGUUGCUGGAAAAGAUCGAGGCGUCUAAACAAAGUCCACCUGAACCCGAGGAAGCUCCGAGCCUGGACCUGGGACUGCACCCAGUCAGCGUCCCCUCCACGCCCACCACUCCUCUCUGAUCCUCACAGUCCUGCAGAGACUGACGGAGAAGCAGCUGCAUUUCAGUAGCGUAAUUUGUUCGUUUCGCUUUUUUUCUUAUCCUGAGGUCGUUUUAAAAAAACACGUGGUCCAGAAUGGCACCGCUGAGGACUAGAGCUUUUGUUAUGACUGAGUAUUUUAACAUGUGGUUUGGUUUCAUUGUUGUAUCAGUUAAAAGUGAUUAUGUAUAUGUACAGUACCGUUGUGACUGACUGUAUGGUGUAUGGAUUGUUUGUAGCCAAGCCCAGUUGUAAAUAAAUAAAAAUGUAAAAUUAUCUUAA
Molecule: messenger RNA, 2223 nt
Organism: Silurus meridionalis
Lineage: Eukaryota; Metazoa; Chordata; Actinopteri; Siluriformes; Siluridae
Gene: nelfb
Product: negative elongation factor complex member B
Exons: 13
Coding region: 181-1923 (580 amino acids)
Biological process (GO): negative regulation of transcription elongation by RNA polymerase II
Cellular component (GO): nucleus; NELF complex
Source: RefSeq, a predicted model, not a curated record